Nerophis lumbriciformis (worm pipefish) is the source of this 858-nucleotide messenger RNA. The record is from RefSeq and is a predicted model, not a curated record. Lineage: Eukaryota; Metazoa; Chordata; Actinopteri; Syngnathiformes; Syngnathidae.
AUGGCCCCAUCGUCGGUGUCGAUGUCAGUUUUGGCCGCCGCGGGUUUGAAAAGUGAAGAUCUCCCCCCACGACCCGUGCUCGUCACAAGAGGCGACAUGCAGACGAGCUUGAGCCCCGCAGAGGACGCCGGGAAGCCCAAAGUGGCCAUCCUGCCCUUCAGCGUCGAGGCUCUGAUGGCUGAUCGCAAGCCGAGCAGAGAGGCGCCUUCCCCGGAUGGCGCCUCCGUGGCCGGGACGUCCCAGUCUCUAGGGAAAGGAGUUCGGAUGGGACCGUUUGGAAGUCUGGACGCUUCCGUGCCUGCGAUCCCGAUUGGCUCCUCUUUUUCUGUGAGCGAUCUCAUGAACGUGCAGGAGGACGUGUUGAUUAAACCCGAGAGUCCAGAUAGCCAAGAGAGGACUUCUUGGAUUCAGAGUCCUCGUUUUUCUCCCACACCUCCACGAAGAUUGAGUCCUCCGGCGUGUCCUUUGAGGAAACACAAGACCAACAGAAAGCCUCGGACCCCCUUCACGACGUCCCAGCUGCUGGCCUUGGAGAGAAAGUUCCGCCAGAAGCAGUACCUGUCCAUUGCCGAGCGCGCAGAGUUCUCCAGUUCCCUCAGUUUGACAGAAACCCAAGUUAAGAUCUGGUUUCAGAACAGGAGAGCUAAAGCCAAGCGACUGCAAGAGGCAGAACUCGAGAAACUGAAAAUGGCAGCCAAGCCCAUGUUGCCUCCCGCGUUUGGGAUUUCCUUCCCGCUGAGUGCGCACGUCCCGGGAUCCUACGCGGGCUCGCACACCUUCCAGAGGCACUCGCUGCCGGUGUCCCCCGUAGGACUGUACGCAGCCCACGUCGGAUACAGCAUGUACCACCUGGCUUGA